AAAUAAUAGGAGUUUGUGGGGCUGGUGAGGCCAGGAGACUUUAUAAAGACACACCAUGACACAUCAAAUAAAAUUUAUUUGAUGUGCAUGGUACAUAGACCAACAGUGUUAAUAAGCUUCCAGAACAACACCUUCACUGAAAGGGCACACAAUGGUGGCAGCCGGGGCCAAAGACUACCUAAAGGGCAGGCAUUGGAUCCGCAGACGGAUAAUUUAGUGUAAUAGGAAAAGUGAUGUCUGUUGCAUGCUACCUGUUUUGUAGUAAUUACUACGAGGGUGUGCAGUAAUCCACACCCAGACAUUACGAUCGUAGACAACCCGUGUCAAGUCGGACACAUCGGACACGGAACAAUUGAUACGGAUGUAUAGAAAAAUUUACUGACAACAUCACUCCAUCAAUGUGAUGUGGUAUAGAACCAUAUAUAGUAUCGAAGGUGUUAUCGGUGUGUAGAUUCCAGUCUGGAUGGAAUUGGUGAAGGAGCUAUUGUUUAAUUCACUAUUGUUAGAUUUGACCUUGACUUUAAGAACAAUGGAGAUGUUGUUUUACUGAAGUGUAUACAGUUCCAUUUAUUACUCAGAUUCUGUUAUGGACGAGUGAUUGACUUUAAACAGUUACUUAUAAACGGUUGCUAAAUUUAUACAAAAUAAUGACUAACUUGGAUUGCCAGUAUCUAAAACUUAGUGCAGGAUGAAUCUAUGGCACUAAAAUUAUCUUGAUUGUGACCUUGGAUUAUUUUCAAUAUAAGCAGACACAAAACUAAGACUAAUUGGAUUUAGUACAGUGCAAUCAAAUGGAUUAUAUGACAUUGGGUUUAGUACUGUGAAAUCAUAUGGAUUAUAUGACACUGGAUUUAGUACAGUGAAAUUAUAUGGAUUAUAUGACAUUGGAUUUAACUGUUCAUUUUUAUGACAAUAUUUAUGAACUUUGAUUCAAUGGCCUUGAGUAUACUAAAAAGCUAAAUUAGUGUUAGAUAUGACUUUUACUAGAAUGUGCUAAAGCUACUGCAGCUUUGGAUGAAGUUCUGAUUCUGCACGGAAUACGUGGAUGAAGUUCUGAUUCUGCACGGAAUACAACCUUGAAUAACGUCACAUUAAAUUGGGCAGUGAAGAAGCAUGUUUUACCUGUGUUGUAUAGCUUCCAAUGUUUUCAGUGAUAAGGAUGGAAUGUGACCACAUCAGAAUUUUGAUGAAAUGAUGUUUUAUUACAUACUGAGCGUAGCUAUCUCGUGUAAAUCACGAUUCAGUGUCUCAGAUACGUAAAAUCUGUGAAAUAAAAAUCUACACUUUCCCCAUAAAAAAUUACAUGUAGCCAUGUGCUGCCUGAUAUCGAAGGUACACAUGACAACGUCUGAUAACUCAUAUCUGAAGUGAGUUGUGCCGUGGAUGAUCAGGGAAGCAGACGACACUUGAAAGAUUUUUAAAAAACUGAAAAGAAAUCAUUUAAAAAUCAAGGAAAAAUAUGAGUAAACUUCAUUCACUUUGAAAAAAUAUAUAGACUUUACUAUGUUUUUUGACAAAGUUUCACUGGAUUUUUGUUUUGUUUAUUUGUUUGUUGAAUGAUUUUCUAAAUAGCAGAUGACAGAAUCUUUCUUGGAAGAGAACAGACCAAUCUGUUACCUCGCCAAUUUAAUAGAAUCAUCUAUGGAAAACGCUGUGUAUAUUCUACACAUUCUUAAAUGCGAUGACCUUUUAAAAAUGAUGACAUAUGGAUUGACAAAUGUAACGCUGCAUAUAUCAGAUGGCAGUGCAAUAGAUACUAAAAGAGUAAAGUCAUUUUAAUGUGGGUCAUAUCAAAAACUAAAAUUUGUGUGGUGUUUCUGUAUCACAUGGAAAGUUGUACAAUCCACAAGGAAUAACAUUAAUGUGUUUGGUGAAAAUUGAUCCAGAUUUAAAAUUUUGCUGUGUUAUUUCCAGAAGAUAAUUUGUUUUCUAAGGAACACAUAUAAACAGUUUAUGAAGCAUGGUGGACCCAUUGCUAGUGAGGACAGAUUGAAAGAAAUGCACAUUUGAUUUCCAAAACAAAAAUCACCUAAGUCGGCCACCUAUGAUUCAUGGUGUGAUAACAUUAUAUAACAGAAGUUGUUUUCAGUUUUUAAACAAAGUUUGCACUAUAUAUCAACAAAGCUAGUGACAUUGAGCAGACGGCUCCCACAGGGACCUUUUUCAUCAACUACAAUGAGGGAGCAGAAUGCUUUAUCAGUAAAUUGAUUAAUAGAUAUCACCUUGCCCUUUAGAGGCGAACACAUGUAUGCUUUAGCGGUUAGGUUAUGAGUACGUGCAAACAGGAUAUAUGCUCGUGUUUCAAGGUGUGUAAUAGUACUGUGCUGGGGUUUACAUAGGCACGUGUGGAUUCGGCCGGAGUGAAGAAGGCAAUAUGGUUUUUACCAGUAGAUGACUUUAAUAUCUUCAUUGAACCAGUGGGUGUAUUAAUGUGGAAGUUACUACCGAUUAGUCCAGCAGAUAUGUAGUGUUUUUGUGUUACAACCAAAAGACAUUUUCUUCUUGGGAUCUUCAUUUACAACGAGAAUUAAGAAACCAGAAAAAUGAACGAAACGGAGAAAGUGAUAUGGCGACACCAUAAUAACCAGGGUCGGAGGACUCGCGACCCAGCACGUAGAGCUACAGUGGUAACCUAUAAUCCUGGGAGUGUGUCCGGAGAAUAUGAGGAUUCGGACACCAUGUCCAAUAUUGAGGGACCGGUCAGUAAUUUCUCCAGAGGCGGGUACAUGCGGUCAAGUCUUCCCAUCGUGCGGUCACCCCCAAACACCUAUGAACGGCCUAUGGGAUUCGUGUUUCUUAUUUACCGAGAGGAAACACGACGUGCUGUGUUACCCAAUGAAAUCACCCACCUCGAUACAGUGCGGGCCAUGUUUGUACGGGCAUUUCCACAGAAACUAAACCUGGAAAUAUUGGAGUCGCCCCGCAGAAAGAUCUACAUCUUAGAAACAAAAAGUUCUAUUUACUACCAACUGGAAGAUUUACGGGACAUCCGAGACCGAGCGGUACUGAAGAUUCAUGAAUGUGACAGUUUUGAGCCCCAGAAGAUCAAGGAGCCAGCCCCAGAGAUAAGGGGCAAGCUUGUGCAGCCCCCAGCGGGACAGAGGGGACCAGGGUUCCCUGGGGAGUCACCAGCUACAGCCAUCACCGACCAUGUACGGAAAGCCCAGACAAUGCCUGCUAGUAUGGCUCAUUCUUAUCCAACUUACGUGGAAAUGGAGUAUGAAAGGCCAAGAUCGCAAACACCUGACCCUGCCCGUAUGUCGAGGGGUCAAGGGUCAUCAUCCGGGACAUAUGGCAGAGUCAUGUACCAGUCUCCAGAGCGCCAACUUUCACUUGAGCGACCUAACUUGAGACCUAUUCCAGAAAACCAUCAGAUGCAUAAUGGCUACAUUCCCAACAACAAGGUUUCCUAUGAUGAUACAGAUGGCCGCAACCAACCUAUAUAUGGCCAUUUGCAGAGCAGUCGAAGUCAGCCUCCACCUGGGGACCCCUUACGGAGAGCCCUUUCCCCACCCCCAACUGGUGCAAUUUCGCAGGACUAUGACCAUUUUCGAGCACCAGGAGGGCCAGCACCGGGAGCACCACCUCAGACAUAUGUCGCCCAUGGGACACGAGCUAGCAGUGUGUCAGCACCACAGAGGGCUACAGGCCCGGGGACAGACCCCAGACAAGCCAUGCAUAACAACCGCCAUUCUUUAGCUUUCACUCCUAUGGCUGAUAAAACAGUAUCUCCCACCAAACCUCCUGUCACAAACGGAGUCCCGAGAUCUCAGAGUUACAGAGUUGUCCCAGACACGGAGAGAUCAGUACCUUUACCACAGCGACCACGCAGCGUGACCCCUCAACCUGUGCCGCCUGAUGUAGACUCAAAGUAUGAUGAUUGGUUUCGUAUGGACAAGAUGGAGGCACAGAUUGCAAAUCUGGCUGCUUGGGUACAGACAGCUGUGGUUUCCACCAACUCCAGUCGUGCCAGUAGUGUCCGAAGUGGAGCUAGCACUACUCCAUCUGACAUCGCUGGCUCACAGUUUGGGAGCACACCUGGAAAGGUAGAAGAGGAAGGUGAAUUUGAAACCAAAGGUUUAUCCGAUCUUUCGACUGCCUCACAAACGACCUUGACCCCGGGAAUUAAAGAGGGAAUCCUCAAUAUCAAGAAGCAGACGACAGAACUGCGCUCUGAUUUACGUAAUAUACGACGUCUCCACCAACUGAACAAGGAAUGCAUACAAGAGUCGAUUCAAGAGACAUUACAGAAAAUUACCAAAGUGCUGUCAUCUGUACCAGGUACAGAAAACCAAGUACUACGAAAACAACGCAGUGAAACAGAUGUCCAUUUGAAGUCCUAUGUCAGUGACAAAGCUAUGGCCUUUAGGGAACUCAGUGACCUUGAGGCAUGUGUGGAAGAACUUCGGUUUGACGUUUUGUCAAGGCAUUGUCUCGUCAACAUGGCUGAUGUGGAGGGUAUGGCCCUUCUUCUCAGUCAGGUGGCUCGGUGUCUGGGAGAACUCAAAGGUCUGUUUCCAUCUCUGCAAGAAGAAGUUAAGCAUGUUCUGGCCGGUGAAAUGGAGGUCGUUGUGAAGGAAGAAAAAUUCCUCAAAGAUGAACCAGAAAGUGUGGAAGAAGGUUUGAAACGCUGCAAGAAGCUUACAAAUACUCUAUUUACAUUAAAAAGGCUUGCAUCGGUCCAGGAACAUCGUCCCCAUCAGAAGACUGGUCAGACAUUAGGAGGUCAAGUUCCAACAGACAGUGACCGCAAACAUCUCCUGGAGAAUAUUGUGGCCUUGGUCCCCGAUCACAACGCUCGAUUACAGAAACUUGAGGAAGCAGAUGCAUCUAGAGAGAGAAAGAAGAAGAUAGUUGUUAAACAAGAAGCUUUAAAAUUUGGACGGUCACUGGAAAUGGCAACUCGUAGUCUAAAACCAGCUUCCUCCAAGGAACAGUUGGAAAAAGGACCAGAGGUGACUGCUGCUCAGGGUAAAGAUUCAAAUCCCACAGGGUCAAAGGUCAAAGGGUCACCAAUUCUUGUACAUAAACCUACCUCAAGUACAAUGGAUGCAACAACUAAAUCAUCUUCUCUUCCACCGAGUACAGAUAAAUACAAAGGUGAGACUAUUCGAGACACAGACCAGAGUGAACCUCGGCCAUUCUUAACGGAGAAAAGUCGUUCAUUGGACAAUCAACUUGAUGCAAGAGAUCUUGUGGUGUCUGAUUCAUCGGUGAUGAGAAAGCCAGCUGUCGUUGUCAGUGCAGAACUGCCACCUGCCAGUAAGUGUUUGCCUGUUGAAGGCUCUAAAACAAAGGGCGACAGAAUGGCAGCUGGCAAACCGCAAUCAGCUAACGGUAAAAAUGGGAGUUCCAAACGAUCCAAAAGUGUUGACAGUGGUGCGCUUGAAGAUAAAGAUGUGAAACGGAAUGCAGAAAUUUUAAGAAUUCAAAAAAAUGCUGCACGAGCCAAUUUCUUCAGUUCAAUCACGACUCCUCCGACUUCUCCUGAAGAGGAGAAGAGACCAGUGUCUUCUCCUAAUGGGGCUAAAGUUAUGGACUAUACUGUAAGAAUUUCUCCAGUCAAGGUCACUGUGUCAGGGGAGACCCAAUACACUGUAACUCCCUCAGGCUCAAACACACAACGGAACGCAGGGUCAAGCUCCUCUGGGAAGCCUACCUUCUUGCCAGUUUCCUCAAAAAAGGAGAAAUCAGGGGAGAGUAAAAGUGUCACACCCUCCCCCACUACUCCUAGUUAUAUAAUAACACCUGGGGGUACGCGUGUUAGUAGCAUUCCAAGGAUUUCUCCUCAAAAAAUUUCAUCUGGUGCUUCUGUUCAAAACCGUGAUACAAAUGAACCAAAGACUUCAUCAUCACCAUCAUCUAAGGACUCCGGGUCAUCAAGUGCAAAUGGAUCAUCAAGUGCAAAAUCUAAUGGAAAAGUUACAGAAAAAUUAGACAAGAAAGUAAGUUCAGACAAUAGUGCAGACGGGAGACAGAAAAGACCACCUCCUCCACCACCUCCCAGAAAGAGCAGUAGUCGCCCAAGUUCUUCCAUAAAUCCGCAGGGGCAAGUAUCUCCGGUCCAUUCGGAGACUGACCCUCAGGACUCGAGUGUUGUGACAGGGCACCGCAUGGGGCCUGCACUCAAUGUUGGCACUCUCACAUCGACACCAAAGGCGGGCAUCACACACAAACCUACGACCAAAUUUGAAAAAGAUUUAGCUGGUGGCAAAAGUGUGAGUAGCCUAGGUAACGGGGAUAAGAGGCGAACAGACACUCAAUCGGCAAAGACAGAUACAGUAGAAACUCCCGUAACAAAAUCAGAAAAAUCACCGGCGGCCGCAUUGAAAUUUGACGAUGCAUCUGACCAAAGUGAGAUGGCUACGAGACGCGAGGAACGGGAGGGAAGUAGUGAAAGCACUACAAGUUCAAGUUCACUAGACUCACAGCAGGGUACUAUUGUCCUGCGAUGUACCAGUAAAACAAAUCGGAAACCCAAACCUCCGCCUCCAGCACGGCGGUCUAGUCUGCCACUAGGCAAUAAUCCGCCUGUAGAGAAAACUCACGGUAGUCGUGGAAAGUCGAAGGUGAACGGGAGGAGGGAGAGCGAAGGGGAUGUGGGCUGAUGUUACUUAUUGUGUGGGAACUAUUACUAGGAUUUUUAUGAGAUUGCUGGUCAUAAUAUGUUAAUAUAUGCUGUCACACUGCCAUCUUUAAUCAAUUCAUGAAUUAAUGAGGAAAAAGGGACUCGUUUUUCAGAAAUGUUUAUUUGAAUGAAGUUUCACUGCCAUGUAGGUGCCUCUCGGCUCUGAUUGCUCCUGUUACUCUACCUGUAUAUGAAAGCUGUUUAUUUCACCUUUCACUUCUUCAUGUCAUUCUACAUAACUAGAUACUGUUUAGGCUUCUCAAUAUCAGAGCAAAAAGGGCGAUAAUUAUUCUAAUGAGUAGAUUAUAAAAUAUUGAAGGUAACACAUAAAGAGGUAUAUUCAAACAAUAGCAAAAAAUAUUAUGAGCUACAUUUGACUACUUUGACUUUAGAAACAUUUCUUAAUAUAAAAUUUUAAACAAAAUAUAUCUGUAAAUUAUAACAAUGAUUACUGGGUUUUCCUUGCUUUUCAUACAUUUUCAUCACUUACUUUAUGGAGAUUUGUUAUCAAUGCAUGCUGAUUUUUUCACUGUGGAUAUUUAAAAACUCAAUUUCUUCAGAAAACAAUUCAUAAUCAUUGCAUGUUUCUUUUGAAAUCAGAACCAUGAAAAUAUGCUGAACUUAUAAUUGUUAUACAAUGUAUCGAAAAUCAAUUUCAUUAAACUAAGUUGAAAAUUUAAAUUCACUCUAGAGAAAUUAUACCGAGAUAUUUUAAAGCUGAGAACACUGCAUUAUAUCUACCAUUCCUCAUAGAUGAAAAAUAUACACUGUGUGUGUAUCAACAUUCCAUGUAUCAUGUAGGGUUAUGGAGUUAUCUCCCCUGGAUUUCCUGUCCGAGUUAAAUAUAACAUCCAAAUAUCAUGUAAGUCAUGAAAAUCUUGUAAUGAUUCUCAUUUUAUUUGUUAGAUUUCUAAGAUCUCACAAAGUUUGACUUAUAUAUGGGUCAGUGUCAACAAAUUAGCCCAAAUGUUGCAAUUUAAAGAUAAGAAAAGUGUAUCAACUGCAUAAUGAUUAUUAAUCACUACCAGUACUUACAAUAUCAUGUUCUGAUUCAGUAACAGGAUUUUUUUUUUUUUUUUUUAUUUCGGGAAGUGCUUAUGAAAAUAUUUCCAUUUGAUCUUGUCCUUAACACUUAAGCCUUUGCUUUAAUCUGAAAUAUGUAAGUACACAUGAAACUGGAUAUUCUGAUAAGCUAUACUGACCCUGCAGUGUACAGUGACAAUUAGCUUUGUAGCAGCUUUGAUUUCUCAAGUUUUUUCGCUAUCCCAUGAUAAUACAAUGGAAUUUUGUACCUUCGCUUACCCCAGUAAAACGCUAUGGUAACUUUGUACCUCGGCUUACCCCAGUAAAACGCUAUGGUAACUUUGUACCUCAGCUUACCCCAGUAAAACGCUAUGGUGACUUUGUACCUCGGCUUACCCCAGUAAAACACUAUGGUGACUUUGUACCUCGGCUUACCCCAGUAAAACACUAUGGUAACUUUGUACCUCGGCUUACUACCCUAAUAAAACUCUAUAUAUGAACUAGAUAAUGCAGACUUGCCUAGUAGUAGUUUAUAUAUAAAUUAUGUGUACGGUUGUGAUUUGACUAAAAGCCUUCAUCCCAGAAUGUGGAAAUUAAAGUGCAAUAUUUUGAUUAUAUGUCUGAUGGGACCUCAUUAAUUAAAAACUAAUAACCUGAGUAUUUAAUGUCUAAACUUUUUCAUGACACUUUAUUUAAGUGAUAUAUACCUAUUUUAUAGAUAUAUACACUCUCGGAAAUUAAGUCAUGUUUUUCUUAUAACUCCAGAAAUAUCAAAAGUACAUGCUUUUCUCAGAGGGUUGAAAUGUUUUUAUUAAUGAGGUUCCUUAUGUUAGCGGAUUGACAUGUAGAUAUAUAUAUAUAUCAUAUAGAAAGUUAUAUGGAUGAUAUUAUUAUCGUAAGUUAUUGGAAAAUUAAGUAAUUAAUAAUGAAGAAAGUUUGACAUGUUGGUGUACCUAUAGUAUUGUGAUAUAUUGUGUGUGAUGUCCGUUGUGUAGGAUACCGUAAUUUACCUGAUAAACACACCAUGCUCUAUUAUUACCAAACAUCUGAUUUCUUUGAUGGAAAGAAAACGUGCUCCUGGUUUUUUCUGUAAAAAUAUUUCACUCUGUCCAAAGAGGUUAUAGAUAACAUUCAGUUUUCAGAAUUGACAGCAAACUUCACAUAAGAUCGUUAGUGUUUGUAACUCAUCUGAAUAAAGAACAAAAUUAUAACGAUAACAAAAAUAUUUUAGUUGCAUAAGAUAUAAAUAGAAGUUACACAACGAGUGGUUGUUUGAUAUGGAAUUUAUUUCACGCGAGUAAGUUAUUUUUCAAAAGUUACAAAAUAUUUUUUUACACAAGUUUUGGCGAGUGUCUUUUGUAACUUUUAAAAAAUAACUUACGAGUGUGAAAUAAAUUCCAUAUCCAAAAAUCACGAGACGUGUGACCUGUUUCUACCACAAUAAUAUCGGCUUGAAUCAAAGGGAAACAUUGCCAAGUCUUAUUUCGCGUAUACAAAUAAGGUGUACAGAUGACGGCCGGCUGGGACCCGGUGGUGUGACGUCUUUCGAUUAUUGAUGACGUCAAUUACAAUUGCAGCUUGGGUCAAAGUUCGAAUUAUUGACCAAUCAAAAGACCGGAAGGUCAUAUUCCACUAGUGGUAUAUAACAUAUAUUUAUCCAACACUAUGAACAGUCAAUCCACUUAUACAAUGGCUUGAGAGUGGAAUAACACAGAGUAUUGUGGUAGAAUACAUAGUACCAUAUCUAUUCCAUUAAAAGCCCAUGUCAAGUACAAGCCCACCUACAUCUCUCUGUUAAGGAGUAUAGCCAGCUGUUUGUUUAUCUGCAGUCUCCACUCCUGACUUAUAAUUAGACUCAACAUGGAUGUGUCCCGUGGGUAUUUCGGAAUAAAUAUGGUACUGAAUUUUCUCUACAUUCACCAUGUUUGUAUGUAUAGAUACAGUGUGUUUUUUUAGGUGAACUACCAUAAAUAUACCAAUGUAUAAAUUUUGCCGGAUGUUUAACAGUGUAUAGAGAUUAUAGGCAGAUAUAGGAUCAGGCAAUGUAAUGUUUCACAAGCAAAUUGUUACUUAAUUGGUUGGUUUUCUCGUGGUUAUCCAUACAAUUUAUAGCAGUUAUUCUGGUGGUGAUCCGUAUAAGUUAUAGCAGUCAUUCUAGUGGUGAUCCGUAUAAGUUAUAGCAAUCAUUCUAGUGGUGAUCCGUAUAAGUUAUAGCAAUCAUUCUAGUGGUGAUCCGUAUAAGUUAUAGCAGUCAUUCUAGUGGUGAUCCGUAUAAGUUAUAGCAGUCAUUCUAGUGGUGAUCCGUAUAAGUUAUAGCAGUCAUUCUAGUGGUGAUCCGUAUAAGUUAUAGCAGUCAUUCUAGUGGGGAUCCGUAUAAGUUAUAGCAGUCAUUCUAGUGGGGAUCCAUAUUAGUUAUAGCAGUCAUUCUAGUGGGGAUCCAUAUUAGUUAUCGCAGUUAUGUUACUUAUGGCUAUGAGUAUAUAUGAGAUAGAUAAUAUGGUACAUUACCAACCUCCAUAUAGACUUAAAUCGAUCUAUAAAUGGAUAUUCUACACAAGUCAUGAUUUCACAUGAUAGGUUUUAUAUCAAUACGAAUUGCACCAAUUAGGAUACUUACUGAUCUCUGAUGUUCUUAUGAAAAUUGUAUGCUUCAAUUGAUAUACCCUAUAUAUAGCAGGUCAUUUAUAAAUAAAAAUAGGGAAAAUGACAUUUAACAAACACGAUUAAUGUAUGAUAGCCGUUGGAAUGAUAUUGAUGGUUAAUUUGCUUGUUUACAUUUAAAGAUCAAUGUAUGAUGGCCGCAAUUAAAAUCAGGAAUGCUAUCGAUGGUGAAUUUGCUUGUGAAAUCAAUGAUGGCCACUAUAAGUAAAAUCUGGAAUGCUAUUGAUGAUGAAUUUGCUUGUGAAAUGGAACAGGCCUGAUCAUUUACAGUAUUUACUGAUCAACGAUUAACAGGAUAGUACGGGUAUACACCGACAGACGACACAUUUUGGGAGAAAUUCCAACCAAAUUAAUUUUGAUGUGCUUGCUUGUUUUAACAUUAUGAAAGAUUUCCUGCCUUCUUUUAUUUACAAAUGAUUUAUAUAUUACUGAAAAUAGUGUACAGUUUCUGUUUCUACCGAGUGAGGGAUGCUAUAAUGAUCGAGCUGAAAGACUUAAGAGGCUUCAGGUCUUGAAAUAGUACCGUAAAUAUAUCUAUUUUGAUUCACUCACAUCUUAGCAUAUAACUAAAUUUAAACAAUAGUUAAAGACAAGAAUAUACAGGAACUGCAAUGACCACAAUCCUGAUUCAGUAGAAAGUUUGCAGCAUCAAGAAUCUGAAAUAUUUACAUUUAAAGUCAUUUCAUCACCUACUGUCAUUAUCAUUCAUCUGAUAGAACUUACAAUUGUGUAGAGGCGGAGGACUAUUGUUGAAGAAUUACCUUGUGCAGUUUUAUUAAGAUACAUUUACAAGAGAAAAUUGAAUUACAUGAUGUAAAGUAACACAGUAUAUUACAUUGAUAAUGAAUAAGUAGUAUUUAAAUCAGUGACAUUCAUUAAUUCAUGCUUACCACAGAUUAAUCAAGUUUCUAUGUAAGUUGCUUGCAUGUUUAUGUAUAAUCAUCCAUCACCCCUAAAGACCAAAUAUGGACUUGCCCAGGCCAAAUUAUGGAAGAGUCAAAAACUGUUCCUCAGGGGUGAAAGGAUCAAGUUUGAAGAGAAAAUCAUUUCAUCAUAAUUUUGUAUGUGUGUUACUGAAAAAUAGUUUUCCUAUUUUAUGUGAAAGUUUUUCCUUGUCUCAGUUGUUACCUGUGUAAGUAAUAGGAUUUCCAUACGAUUAUUAGAAUUAAACUGCCAAUGUAUAAUAUGUCACAUCUACAGAAUAAAUGCAUGGUUACAAAGAGA
Pecten maximus is the source of this 11536-nucleotide messenger RNA. Its product is annotated as SRC kinase signaling inhibitor 1-like. The transcript is spliced from 15 exons. The record is from RefSeq and is a predicted model, not a curated record. Gene Ontology annotation, cellular component: cytoplasm. The coding region runs from base 2544 to 6608 and encodes 1354 amino acids. NCBI's taxonomy places the organism in Eukaryota, Metazoa, Mollusca, Bivalvia, Pectinida, Pectinidae.